ACAACACAUAGUUCAUGAAAUGCAGGAAGAAAUCUUUGUCGGUGACCUGCGCCGAGGCUUGCAUUGCCAUAUUGUCUCAGCGGUAAGCGCGUGUGACUUCGAGCAGAAGCACGCGGUGAAGAAGAGCAGUUUCAGGGUCCAGGACAGGGAUUAACUCCAAAGACAGCAAGGCGCGUUUGAAAUGAACGACCAAUGACAGCUCAGCUUCAUCGAGUACACCCCACUACCAGACCUCGUUUGCCGUCUACAGCUCCGGAGUAAAUGAGCCGGAGGUAACAAACCGUCGUCGUGUUCGUCUGAAGUUUGUCCAUCUGCGUUUUCCAGGAAUUCUAUACUCAGGGUCAAUUCCUUACGUUCUACUCCGGGCAUAUCGAAAAAGAUCAAGAGCAGACUCGAUCGGACAGGCGGAGUGUAUCUGACAGUUCCCAAGCCGGCACACCCUUGUGAUACCUUUGACGACGCCCAGAGAUUCUGUGUCGUAUCGGAUACUCAGUCGACAUGCCCGCUGUAUAUGAACAGUUCUUCUUGUUUGGUGAUUCUAUCACCCAGGACUCGUUCGAUCAACAGAGAGGAUUUGGCUUCUCUGCAGCGCUCCAGGCUGACUACAUAAGACGACUUGACGUAGUCAACCGCGGCUUCAGCGGGUACAACACUCGCCAGGCACUCAGCGUACUACCCAGUAUCAUUCCGUCUCCAGAACAGGCCAAGAUCCGCUUCUUGACCGUCUUUUUUGGUGCCAACGAUGCCUCACUUCCGAAUGCUCCCAACAAGCAGCACAUCCCUCUGGACGAGUACAAGGCCAAUCUGGAGAAAAUCGUCACUCAUCCGCAGAUUGUAGCCCACAACCCGCGCAUAAUUCUGAUCGCUCCCCCGCCUAUCAAUGAGCAUCUCUGGUGGCCUCGAGAUCAAGAGAGCGGAUACACUUCAGUCUCAAGAACGGCAGCCACCACCAAAGAGUAUGCUGAUGCAGUCGUCGGGCUAGGUGCUAAGCUUAACCUACCCGUUGUCAAUCUAUGGAAGGCAUUUAUGGCAAAGACGAAUUUCCAGAUUGGCGGAUGGAAAGUUGGCGACCUUCUUCCAGGUUCGCUGGAGACAGCACAAAACGAUGCCCUGGUCGAGUUGAUGUACGAUGGCCUUCACUUCCAUCCUGCAGGCUACGAGAUCCUGUAUCAAGAGGUGACAAAACUCAUUGCUGAACUGUGGCCGGAUCAGGUAGCAGAGAAGCUGCCAACAAUUUUGCCCGGAUGGAAUGAUGCCGCGGCAUGGCAAGCUUGGGAGGCAUCGAAGCCAUCGCAAUGAUCAACUCAUUUCAUCUAGAAGUUGGAUCGGC
Messenger RNA from Macroventuria anomochaeta, 1330 nucleotides. Its product is annotated as SGNH hydrolase. The transcript is spliced from 6 exons. The coding region runs from base 499 to 1299 and encodes 266 amino acids. The record is from RefSeq and is a predicted model, not a curated record. Lineage: Eukaryota; Fungi; Ascomycota; Dothideomycetes; Pleosporales; Didymellaceae.